Molecule: messenger RNA, 1196 nt
Organism: Ficedula albicollis (Collared flycatcher)
Lineage: Eukaryota; Metazoa; Chordata; Aves; Passeriformes; Muscicapidae
Gene: RAD9A
Product: RAD9 checkpoint clamp component A
Exons: 11
Coding region: 36-1181 (381 amino acids)
Biological process (GO): mitotic intra-S DNA damage checkpoint signaling; DNA replication checkpoint signaling; cellular response to ionizing radiation
Cellular component (GO): checkpoint clamp complex
Source: RefSeq, a predicted model, not a curated record
CGUGCCCGCCCGGUGCCGGUCCCGGUCCCGGUGCCAUGAAAUGUGUCAUCGCCGGCGGCAACGUGAAAGUCCUCGGCCGAGCCGUGCACUCCCUGUCCCGCAUCGGCGACGAGCUCUACCUGGAGCCCACCGAGGGCGGGCUGUCCCUGCGUGCUGUCAACUCCUCCCGUUCUGCCUUCGCCUCCUUCCUCUUCGCGCCCCUCUUCUUCCAGCUGUACGAGCCGGGCAGCACCGGGCCCGACACGGAGCUCUUCCGAUGCAAAGUCCACAUGAAGUCCUUCCUGGGCAUCUUCCGCUCGCUGCCCUCGCUGGAGAAGUCGGUGGGGAAAUGCCUCAUCCUGCUCAAGCCCCGUGCCAGCCGCCUGGUCCUGCAGCUCCACUGCAAGUACGGCGUCACCAAGACACACAACCUGGCCUUCCAGGAGUGCGAGCGGCUCCAGGCCGUGUUCGACACCCAGCGCUGCGCCAGCCGCCUCUGCGCCCCAGCACGGGUGCUGGCAGAGGCCGUGGUCCACUUUCCCCUGACGCUGGCUGAGGUGACGCUGGGAACUGGCCCUGGUGGCAAAAUCGGCCUGCGGAACUAUGUGGAGGAGGAGGCAGAGCUGAGCAAGACGAUGGUGACGGAGCUGUGGCUGGCUGAGGAUGAGUUCCAGUCGGUGGCCAUGGCCCCGGGCUCCCACAUCACCUUCUGCCUCAAGGAAUUCCGUGGGCUGCUGAGCUUUGCCGAGGCCUCCAACCUGCCCCUCACCAUCCACUUUGACGAGCCUGGCAGGCCGGUGAUCUUCACCCUGGAUGACACUGUCCUGGAGGUUCACCUGGUGCUGGCCACCCUCUCUGACCUGGAAAGCAACUCCCAGUCCCCUUCAACCAAUGGUGUGUCCCACCUGCCUGCCCCAUCAGACGACUUCCCCGACGACCUGGAGUCCUACAUGGUGGCCAUGGAAACCAGCGAGGGGGGCUUAGAGGGGCCCCCCAGCCCCACCUUCCCCCUGCGCACCCCCCGGCCAGCCGAAAGCCAACCCGAGGAGGAGGAGGAGGAGGAGGAGGAAGGAGCUGUGCCAGGGACCCCCCCGCACAAGAAGUUUCGCUCCCUGUUUUUUGGCUCGGUGAUGACACCAGGAAGGCCCGGCCCAGCCACCAGCCAGGAGGUGCUGGCGGAGGACAGCGACGGAGAAAGCUGAGCCCCGAGUCACUGC